Messenger RNA from Suillus plorans, 2298 nucleotides. RefSeq lists its product as uncharacterized. NCBI's taxonomy places the organism in Eukaryota, Fungi, Basidiomycota, Agaricomycetes, Boletales, Suillaceae. Gene Ontology annotation, molecular function: ATP hydrolysis activity; ATP binding. The transcript has 20 exons. The record is from RefSeq and is a predicted model, not a curated record. Bases 1 to 2298 code for a protein of 765 amino acids.
AUGCUUGAUGGUGAUACUGUGCCACUCCCAGAAGGGGUACCUAACUGUGACUCGGAGGGUUUUUUUCGGCAGCAAGCAACAGUUCAGUCGGAUUCAGACGACGAACACAUACCUGAGCCACUGCUCACCCCGUAUCCGUAUUCAGUCACCCCGUAUCCGGCAUCAGUUGGAGUUGAACACAUUAUCUCACAUCACCCGCCAACUCCUGACUCCCCCUUCAUCCCAGAGCCUCCGCAGGGUCCAUGGGACGGUUGGCUUCCCGCCUUAGAUUCGUCAGUUUACCAACAUCACCAACAUCAAUAUAUUUCGCAUAGCUAUUCUGAGGAAGGAGGGGACCAUUUUGUUCGUCGGUGGCAAAAAUGGGAUCAGUAUGGCAAGCUGUGGGUACCGGAUAGGCACAGGUUUCGGUCACCUUCGCCUAUAAGCAUUCUAGGAAUCGAAGACUAUUUCUACCUCAAUCUUAUAGGGAAAAAGUCGCUUGUUUUUAGCGACUUUAGUCCAAUCUUAGAUUCUUUUCUUCGUACUGUAUUUGUCGACAUUGAUUACGACGAGAUUCUUGAGUAUCCUAUUCAUCGACUGUCCCAAAAGAUGAAGGUACUUCGGUCCAGGUUGGACGAUGCCUGCACCUUCUUGGACACAGAACAACUUCCAGAAGACCUAGUAACCAAGGCCGAGGUCUUCGGCUUCAACGCGUCUACUGGAUGCGAAGGGGCCGCUGAGUUCAUUGAUGUUCUUGUGACACAUUUAGAAAAACUGUUGGAGGUCGUGGAAACGGAAAGCAAGCAGACGGUCAAGCAACUCGAAGAACUAUUGUCUAACAAUCAGAUUUCCUUCGAACUUCUGGAGUAUUACUACGAGGAAGGAGAGCGUUACAUCUUUAAUGAUGGGCUUUUACAGAAUGGUUUAGAUGUCGAGAGACCUAUUAUCUUGGUAGUCUUGAAGAGUGCCCGCUUCCGUGAUGAUAAACAGGCGUUGCUCGUCAAGUUGGAGCACCUCGAGUGGGAUGGCGUUCGUUUCGAGAAGCGCACCAUGUCAUUGGAUCUUUUUGCAUUCCAGGGAACUCGAGCCUUCUCGUCCCUGUUUCUUCAACCCGUCACAGACGGAGCCCUUGCUAAAGUGACUGGUGAGAACUUAAUCUUUGAGUUUUUCGUUGAGAUAUUGAAUCAUCAAUAUAGAGCGCGGAAGGCUCUAUCUUUCUUACAGCAGAAUUAUGACGACACACCGAUGCGAUCGGUUUUCAGUGGCAACUCAACUCCACGCAUUAGGCGGGUGAUGGUUGACCCAGUUGGAUUCCACCGCGCCUUGCAAGGCUAUAACCCAAAUCUACGUGUACCACUUCCAAACGAUGCGCAGGAGCAUAUUGCACGCCUUCCGUACUGGAUUGGCGGGUAUGAUCUUGAAGUGAAUCAAUGGCGAAUAUUCAAUAUAUGGGAUCUGAAGCCAGUGAAGUAUGAUCAAGAGGCAUGGAGCAAACUCAUCAUGGACGAAGACACCAAGGAUCUUAUAAGAGCACUGGUGGAUAAUGCUGGCGGUUCUGUAGGCGGUCUAAAGCCAGCGCAGUUCGAAAAAGGACAGACAAUACUUCUUAAGGGACCACCAGGAACGGGCAGAAUGACAACUGUUCAUGCUGUCUGCAAUCUCCUCAAAAGACCUCUGCUUACUAUUAAUAUCACUUCUCAUGACUUCUUAUACGACCUUAUGAAUCUGGUACUAGAUAUUGCUCUGCGUGUAUCGUUUGCAGCCACCUGGAAUGCGGUGAUUGUGGUGAAAGACGCCGAUCGUUUCCUGGAGUCGAAAGAUCAAGGCCAUAGGGAUCGUAUCAGGACUGUUCUCCGUCAAUUUGAGUCGGACGAUUGUAUCUCCUUCUGGGUAUCAGGUGCCUGCGACGAAGAACUCCUGACGCAAUUUUCUGCUGUCGUCGAAUUACCUGAACUGGACACUGCAGCCCGACGUCGUCUUUGGCUUGGCCACUUCGGCUUGAAUGAUCCCGCUGCAAUUAUAUGGAAUAGUGAGCGCACGCUUAUCAGCUCCUCCUCCAUGGAUCAGAAGGAGAUGGAUCAUUCAUUACUUCUUCGUGAUGUCGAGAAACUCUCACGGCAUCAGUUAGAUGGGAGGAUGAUUGAUAACAUUGUGCGGUCCGCACGAGCACUAGCUGCCUCAAAUGGAGAGCAUUUGUCCAUCUACCACAUCAAAGUGGUCAUGAAAGCACAGCGAUUGGAUAAUCUUCCGUUAUGGCGGAAACUGACCCGAAUCCUGACACGUCCGGCGAAGGUUCUUCACACGAGCGUGGUGAAUUAG